CCCCUCCCGGCAUGCCUGGCAGCAUGGCUUCUUCCUAGAGGGGCUGCGGUGGGGGUCCUGGAGGCACCGCUGCCCUCACCACAUCCUCCACCCCUGGGGUACAGAAUAGAGGCUUUUCCCGCAAGAGCCAGACGUUCCUGCCUAAGAUCUUCUUCCGCAAGAUGUCCACCUCGGGGCCCAAGGACAGGCCCGAGCUGCAGUUUCCCUUCCUGCAGGAUGAGGAGACGGUGAGCACCCUGCAGGAGUGCAAGACGCUCUUCAUCCUGCGCGGCCUGCCGGGCAGCGGCAAGUCCACGUUGGCCCGCACCAUUGUCGACAAGUACCAUGAUGGCACCAAGAUGCUGUCCGCCGACAGCUACAAGAUCACCCCCGGCGUCCGCGGCGACUUCUCCGAGCAGUACGAGCAGCUGGACCAGCAGCUGGCCACCUACUGCCGCCGGGACAUCCGAGUGCUUGUGCUGGACGACACGCACCACGAGCGGGAGCGGCUGGAGCAGCUCUUUGAGGUGGCCGACCAGUACCAGUACCAGGUGGUGCUGGUGGAGCCCAAGACGGCGUGGCGGCUGGACUGUGCCCAGCUCAAGGAGAAGAGCCAAUGGAAGCUGUCCACCGAUGAGCUGAAGAAGCUGAAGCCGGGGCUGGAGAGGGACUUCCUGCCGCUGUACUUCGGCUGGUUCCUGACCAAGAAGAGUUCCGAGCGCCUCCACAGGGCCGGCCAGGCCUUCCUGCAGGAGCUGGGGAACCACAAGGCCUUCAAGGAGCAGCUUCGGCACUUUGGCCCCGGAGACGAGUCCAGGGAGAAGAUGGACUUGGUCACUUACUUUGGGAAGAGGCCCCCGGGCAUGCUCCACUGCACCACCAAGUUCUGCGACUACGGGAAGGCGGCUGGGGCGGAGGAGUACGCCCAGCAGGACGUGGUGAAGAGAUCCUACAGCAAGGCCUUUACACUGAGCAUCUCUGCCCUCUUCGUGACCCCGAAGACGGCCGGGGCCCGGGUGGAGCUGAGUGAGCAGGAGCUGUUGCUGUGGCCCAGUGAGGUGGACAAGCUGUUGCCCUCUGACAGCCUGCCUCGCGGGAGUCGUGCACACAUCACCCUGGGCUGUGCCAGUGAAGUGGAGCCCGUGCAGACGGGCAUCGACCUGCUGGAGAUUGUGCGGCAGGAGAAGGCAGGCAGCCGCGGCGAGGAGGUGGGCGAGAUCCGCCGGGACAAGCUCUACUCCUUGGGCAGUGGGCGCUGGCUGCUGAGCCUGGCCAAGAAGCUGGAGCUCAGGGCCGUGUUCACCGGCUACUACGGGAAGGGCAAGCCUGUGCCUGUCCACAGUGGCCGGAGCGGGGGCGGCCUGCAGUCCUGCCAGAUUGUCUGAGGGCCCCCACCACCCUCCCCAAGCUCACAGGGAGGGCUGGGGCAGGUGCCAACCCCACACCCCAUGUCAGUUGUUUUGUUUUUUACCCGAAGUUAACCUCC
Echinops telfairi (small Madagascar hedgehog) is the source of this 1465-nucleotide messenger RNA. It is a transcript of the gene CNP, whose product is annotated as 2',3'-cyclic nucleotide 3' phosphodiesterase. Bases 162 to 1364 code for a protein of 400 amino acids. Gene Ontology annotation, molecular function: 2',3'-cyclic-nucleotide 3'-phosphodiesterase activity. The transcript has 4 exons. Lineage: Eukaryota; Metazoa; Chordata; Mammalia; Afrosoricida; Tenrecidae. Gene Ontology annotation, biological process: cyclic nucleotide catabolic process. The record is from RefSeq and is a predicted model, not a curated record. Gene Ontology annotation, cellular component: membrane; cytoplasm.